This is a messenger RNA of Staurois parvus, 330 nucleotides long. NCBI's taxonomy places the organism in Eukaryota, Metazoa, Chordata, Amphibia, Anura, Ranidae. The record is from the annotation of a GenBank genome assembly.
GUCGCCCCGCCCGGGGGCCCGGUGCCUGUCGCCCCGCCUGGGGGCCCGGUGCCUGUCGCCCCGCCCGGGGGCCCGGUGCCUGCCGCUUCUCCUGGUAGCCCGAUGUGCCUCUGCCCGGAGUCCUGCCCGGUGUGCCUCUGCCCGGAGUCCAGCCCGGUGUUAUCUGCCAAUCCUGACCAGAAGAUGCCUCUGGAGUCCAGCCCGGAGUGCCUCUGCCCGGAGUCCAGCCCGAUGUGCCUCUGCCCGGUGUGCCUCUGCCCGGAGUUCAGCCCGGUGUGCCUCUGCCCGGUGUGCCUCUGCCCGGAGUCCUGCCCGGUGUGCCAGUCUUUG